Messenger RNA from Cavenderia fasciculata, 1632 nucleotides. RefSeq lists its product as uncharacterized. Gene Ontology annotation, molecular function: calcium-dependent phospholipid binding. The coding region runs from base 1 to 1632 and encodes 543 amino acids. Gene Ontology annotation, biological process: cellular response to calcium ion. NCBI's taxonomy places the organism in Eukaryota, Evosea, Eumycetozoa, Acytosteliales, Cavenderiaceae. The record is from RefSeq and is a predicted model, not a curated record. The transcript has 6 exons. Gene Ontology annotation, cellular component: plasma membrane.
AUGCAAACCACAAAGAGUCGUCUGUACGUUGAAUUAUCAUUCAAUUGUAGAAAUCUUGCAAACAAGGAUGUUUUAUCAAAAUCAGAUCCACAAGUAUUAGUUUAUCAAAAUGUUGGACCAGACCAAUGGGAAUUAGUAGGUCAAACUGAAAAGAUCAAGAAUAACCUUAACCCAACCUUUACAAAGACUGUAAAGGUUGAUUAUUACUUUGAAUUUGUUCAAACAUUGUCAUUUGUAGUGGUCGAUGUCGAUGGUGAUACUAAAAAGGCUUACAAGGAGCUCUCAAAGCACGAUACUAUCGGUACUGCCAAUAUUGCACUCGGACAAAUCGUCUCUGCUCCAGGUCGUCGUCUUGAAGCCAACCUCAACACUCCAGCUGGUAGUUUCAGUGGUAUGAUUGAUAUCCGUGCUGAAUUCUUCCAAAAGACUGGUCAAAAGAUUACUUUUGCUUUAUCUUGUAAAAAUUUGGAUAAAAAAGAUUUAUUUGGUAAAUCGGAUCCAUACUUUAAGAUUUUAAGAAUCAAUGAAGAUAAUGCUACUUGGACCGAAGUCUAUAAAAGCAAGGUUAUCAUGGAAAACUUGGAUCCAUUCUUUGAGACUGCUAAAUUCUCAACCGAUGAACUUUGUGGAGCCAAUUUCCAACGUCCAAUCAAAUUUGAAUUUUAUGAUUGGGAUAAGAACUCUGCUCAUGAUUUAAUUGGUACUUUUACUACAACAAUGGAAGUAUUAUUAUCACCAGCAAAAGAUUCAGGAUUCCCAAUUAUUAAUCCAAAAAAGACAUCAAAGUCUGGGUACAAGAACAGUGGUGUUGCAUUCUUUAAUGGAUUGACUGUAAAGACACGUUUCCCACACUCGAUUUUGGACUAUAUCAAUGGUGGUUGUGAAAUUGGUUUGAUGGUUGCUAUCGACUGUACUGCAUCCAACUCUACCGGUAACUUGCAUCGUAUUGAUAAUAAUGCCAAUGCUACACUCGGUCAAGGUUCCUUUAACCAAUACGAACAAUCCAUCUUGGAGAUUGGUAAGGUGUUGGCUCCCUAUGACACUGACAACUUGAUUCCAAUCUAUGGAUACGGUGGUGCUGUCAAUUCUGUCACCUCUCACUGUUUCCCAUUCGAUGUCCAAGGUGGUCGUUUGGAAGGCAACGGUGUAUUUGAUCUCCACCAAAUCUAUCGUCAAAAUAUUGGUAAGAUCAGUCUCUCCUAUCCAACCAACUUUGCCGACGUUAUUGAAAGAUCACUCCAAACCGCUCAAGAAGGUCUCCUCAACCCAACUCACCAAAAGUAUACCAUUCUUUUGAUUAUCACCGAUGGUGAUAUCAGUGACAUGACUGAAACCAAAAACAAACUCUUAACUGGUUCUAAUUUACCAUUAUCUGUUGUCAUUGUUGGUGUUGGAAAGGGAAGUGACUUCAAGUCAAUGGAAGAAUUGGAUGGUGACAAGAUUAAAAACAAUCUCUUCAGAGAUAUUGUUCAAUUUGUUCCAUUUGAAGAGACUGUUGCCAAGGGUAAUGUUGCCAAGGAAACACUAAAGGAAAUUCCAAAGCAAUUUAUCAAAUACAUGAGACAAAAGAACAUCAUGCCAAAUCCACCAAGACAAUACAUUGGUCCAGUCUCCCCUGCUGUUCAUCCAUAA